Messenger RNA from Dalotia coriaria, 3443 nucleotides. RefSeq lists its product as uncharacterized. Bases 33 to 2759 code for a protein of 908 amino acids. The record is from RefSeq and is a predicted model, not a curated record. Gene Ontology annotation, molecular function: voltage-gated potassium channel activity. Gene Ontology annotation, cellular component: plasma membrane. The transcript is spliced from 7 exons. Lineage: Eukaryota; Metazoa; Arthropoda; Insecta; Coleoptera; Staphylinidae. Gene Ontology annotation, biological process: regulation of membrane potential; potassium ion transmembrane transport.
AUCAAUUUCAAAGAAAUAAAUACUCUGAGUGGAUGAAAUCUGUGUUAAUGAAGAGAACUUUGCUGCCAGAUGGAAAGUUUUUGUUCUGGUGGGAGGUGAUUAGAUCUGCAAUUGUUUGGCUGGCUUGUGUCUACGAUGGUUUAUUGUAUUAUUAUUGGGAGAAUAAUGUUUAUAUCGAGUUUGUUUUGGCGUUUAUAUUUUUUUGUGUUAUGUUAGUAGACAUGUAUUUACAAAUGCAUGUUUGUUACUACAACGAAAACAACAUUCUGGUUCUCCAUCCGAAAGCAACAGCAUCGCAUUACCUAAAAACUCGUUUCUGCAUUGAUAUGUUUGGGAGUUUCCCAAUCAAACUCAUUUUGAUAAUCAGACUCUACGUGACCAGUCAAAGAAAAUUUGCGUACCGAGAUUUUCAUAUUUUGGGAUUAAAUAAAUACAUAUUAUUAGUAAGGACAAGAGAAUUCUGGAAUAUGGACGAGUUUCUUGAAAAUCGCAAAAUGUUAAAAUUUGGAAUUUUAAUGUUUUGCUCAGCAUUUGCAUUGCUCAAUCUUCUAGCAAACAUUUUAAUGAUAACAACCUAUCGUUUUGCGUAUCUCUAUGAUGUAAUACACAAUAUUGGUAAUUUUCUACCGGAUCUAACCUACACAAACUUUGAAUUCUAUAUAAUAUGCUUAAGAAAGGUAUCGUUUGAAUUCUUCCUGGUUUCUUGUAACAUGAAUAAUGAAAAUGAACUAAUGGACAUGAAAAAACUACGGCUUACUAUGUUCAACACUACUUUAGGUUAUAUUAUGCUUGGAGUAACAACCGCAUACUUUGUAGCUAUGUAUCAGAUUCGUCAACAAGGAAAUACAUUCACUGAAGACUUGAAAUGUUUGCUGCUAUUUCUGAAAACGUUUAAAAUCUCAAAGACUACAAAUGACACUGUAAUGCUUUAUGUGUAUAGUAAUUCCUCCCGACCUUAUCAAGCACACGGUAUUAUCUACGUGAAAAAUCAUCGAAUUCUUUACGAUGAUAUUCAAGAGUUUCUACAUCUAAGCACUCUAAAUCAAAUUAAAUUUAUGUUAUUGGAGGAAGCAUCUAAACGCGCAUUGUCCAGCCAUCUUGUCGAAUCUUUCCACUCCAAAUGCGACAUUUUUGAAGUCAAUGAAAUCAUUGAUACAUUAUACAUCGUGAAAUCUGGACAAGUGCAUUUACUGGCAAGUGAUUCAACAAUUAUUGAAGUCUUGGAAGUUGGUAGCAUAUUUGGUAACUUUGACAAUGUCAAUAUGACUCGAUCCAUGGUCACAGCAACAUGCAGAGGCACAGAAAACAUGGUCAUAUUAUUGAAAAUAAAAACAACACAAUUCUAUGAAUUAAUCACGAAUAGUUUAACAUCUACAUUGAAUGAUUAUUGUUUAUCAGGGAAUAUAAUUUGUAUUCCAGAGAAGAAACAAGUGGAAAGUACAACUGAAGAAGUAUCAUAUAAAUCUAUACUUCAGAAGACGCAAGAUAUAUUGUUGGAUAGAAAAAUGCCAUCAAUAAUGUCUACUUUCUAUUUAAUCAUAGCAAUUGCUUCAUUUUGUUGCAACUGGAUUCUCAUAACGUCGCCUGAAGAGAUAUUUCAUUGGAGUCUUAUUUUGAUCUGUUAUGAAUUGGAUUUUUUAACAGUAAUCAAACUGUUGGUUAUGAUCUGCUCAGAAUUAUCAAGAAAUGUUUCAUUGAGAAAAACAUUGACACAUAAAUGUGUAAUUAUUGAAUUGCUAUCAUUGAUUCCUAUUGAACUAGCAACCAUGUUUGAAUUGAAUGUUUGGUUCCAAUUGUUACACUUCAACAGACUUCUAAGAAUCUAUUGUUUACCAAAGUAUUUCAAGUCAAUACAAAAGCAAAACCCCUCAAAAACAAUAUUUAUCCAAACAUGCGCCAUUUUGGUUUAUAUGAUGUUGGUUAUCUACAUGGGAUUUUGUAUCUUCCUAUACGAGAAUCAUACGCAAUUGUUACAUUCUUUGUUUUUGACAAUAUCGUACGUUACAUUUAGAGGACAACAUUACGUGCCUCAAACAGCCACUUCGAUAAUAAUGCUCCUGCUGUACCUCUUGAUAACACGAAUGUUAUUCAUAAUAUUCUUUGCGAAUCUACUGAGUAUGUUCAAACUGAAAUAUCACUACCUUUUAACCUUCAAUCACAAUAUCAAGCGAAUCUAUCGCGAUAUUAUUAACUUGAAAGCGUCACAAAGUUUUGAAGAGAAGAUUAUCAUUAAUACUGAACAUGCCUGGUUGGUGAACAGAGGCAAACUUUCAUCGUAUUACUUAUCAGCAUUGCUGCCAUCCAAACCUAUUCUCAAUCUAUUGAAAAACGAAGCAUUUGGGUAUUUAAUCUAUCAUAAUCCUGUAUUUGAUGGGUGUCAUAAGGAUUUCAUGAAACAAAUGAUUGGAUUCAUGGAAGUGGGGCUGUUUCUGCAUGGUGAUAUUAUUUGUCAUGAAGGUGACUUGAAUGGAAUGAUGUAUUUCAUUUUUUAUGGGCAUGUAGAAGUGGUCAACAAUAGGAAUUUGAAUAUGGUGGUUGAUGCUCUGCAUGAUAGGGAUUGUUUUGGAUUGAUGCAAGGACUUCAUGCAACAUUAAGACACACUUUUACGUUUCAAUCAAAGAAUAUAUCACAGAUUUGCAGCCUUAAGCUACAAGACUGGCAGCAUUUGUUGAACUUUUUCCCUGCAUCCAAGUUUUCCAUAUACAAUAACAUCAAGAACAUCAAAAAAAUGAAACAUCAAGUUCAACCACAAAUUUAGUUUUCCUCCAAUCUGCCAAGCAGAAAGAGUGCGCAGCAAAGUGAUGACGGGUUCGGUGGCUGCGAGAGGGCUCAUCAUCGCAUCCAUCACCACCUCUUCAACGGUUGUUUGUCCAUUAUCUUCGUUUGUUUUGCCCGCUUUUUAAUGGAAUAAUGACAGCCAUCUUGCAGCGAACAUACACGCGCAAAUUUCCACCCAGCAUCAGAAGGGCGAUAAUAACAAUGCUCCAACACUUCGCACCCGAUUUCGCGAGAGACGCGACACGACACGCUUGUGUGUUUUGUGUAAGUUGCGAAGAGGUGAUUCCGGCGAGAAGAUGCGCGCAAAAAUUAUCGGCGCGCUAACGAGCCGUCGGUCUCUUAACCCUGUUAUUAGAGCAAACACUUUCGGUGAUAAUUGCCAAAGUCAACAGCCAGCCGCGGGCGAAAUUCGCAACGCGCAAGUUGUGCAAAUAAAAACGAGAAAAUGGGAAAGAAUAUGAGCUACCUCUGCGUGGCAUGUGACGGUGGUGGUGACGAUGGUAAUUUUGCGGUUUUUGCAAGACGUCAAGCAAAGAGUUAGCAAUCAUCACCUUGCAAAACACGCACAUUUGAAAGCUUGAACUUUAUUCACACAUCUGCAUGUGAAAUUAAUAUUUUUACUUGUUGUAAUUUUUUCCUAAUUACAAUUUUGAUUUAAAUCAAA